This is a messenger RNA of Esox lucius (northern pike), 2539 nucleotides long. RefSeq names its product vacuolar protein sorting 72 homolog a (gene vps72a). Gene Ontology annotation, biological process: chromatin remodeling; regulation of DNA-templated transcription. The transcript has 6 exons. Gene Ontology annotation, cellular component: nucleus. Bases 124 to 1218 code for a protein of 364 amino acids. NCBI's taxonomy places the organism in Eukaryota, Metazoa, Chordata, Actinopteri, Esociformes, Esocidae. The record is from RefSeq and is a predicted model, not a curated record. Gene Ontology annotation, molecular function: ATP-dependent H2AZ histone chaperone activity.
GUAAUUAAGGGCCGCAUGCGCACUCGAGCUGCAAAAGCGAGCCCGCUAACUAUAACAGAGCUCACGAUUUCAGGUAGUUAGAAAUUCUACAUUAAUCUACCUGUUUUGAUUAGUUAGAUUAAAAUGAGUUUAGCAUUUACCAAGGAGCCCCGUAAGACGGCUGGAAACCGCAUGUCUAAGUUAUUGGAUGCAGAAGAUGAAGAUGAAUUCUACAAGACCACAUACGGGGGAUUCAACGACGAAUCAGGAGAUGAUGAGUACAGAGGGGAACACUCCGACACAGAAGAUGAGGUUGACAGUGAUUUUGACAUAGAUGAGGGUGAUGAGCCUGACAGUGACCAGGAGGAGGAUGCACCUCGCAGGAAGAGUCGAGUUGUCACUAAAGCAUAUAAGGAACCUCUAAAGAUGACCAGGCCUAAACCAAAGAGGCCCUCGGAGGAGAUGAAGAAGACUGAGAAAAACAAGGUGGAAAGAAGGUCCCCACAAGAGUUUCAGGAGUUUGGCGAAACUCGGAAGUCUGUGCGGCAGUCAACCAGCGAGCAUACGCGAAAGACCAACCUGCGGCUGCAAGAAAGACAGGAUGCCCCACGACGGCGGAGAGGAGCCCAUCAUGACCGACCCCUGACCCAGGAGGAGUUGCUGGCUGAGGCAAAAAUAACUGCCCAAAUAAACCUCCGAUCACUGGAGAACUAUGAGCGUCUUGAGGCUGAUAAGAAAAAACAGGUCCAUAAGAAGCAGCGAUUUGAGGGCCCCACCAUCCGCUACCACUCUGUCCUCAUGCCCCUGGUGCCUCACUCCAUCUUAAAGGAGGAAAAUGUGGACGUGGAAGGGUUAGACCAGGAUACACCACAGCCUGUUGUUCCUGUGGCACCAAUGCUUUCCCAGCAACCCAUGGGAGGUCUUUUCUCCCGCACAUACAUCACCUUUAGUGACGAGGAGGCCUUUGAAGCUGCCUUCCCCCAGGCAAUGCAGUCUGGCACCCAGUCCCCAACCCAGGAAGUGUGUCCUGUCACCCACAAAGCUGCAUUGUACAGAGACCCUGUUACUGACAUCCCCUAUGCAAAUACACGAGCCUUUCGCAUUAUUCGUGAAGCCUACCGCAAAUAUGUGGCAGCUCAUGGAUUCCCCAACUCUUCAGGGGGUUUUGCUGUCGUUGAUGCUUCGGGUCCGAAAGGCGCUCGCCAGAAAAUGGUAAAGCAGAGCUCCGUUGUAACAUAGAGGUUUAUAUCAGUCUCUCAACUCAUCUGGAUGAGUGUUUCUUAGAAUUUUGAGCACCUUGUCUUUUGAAAUGUUUAAUUCCAAUGAUUUAUUUUGCAACAAUAUGACCACCCCACCACAGAUUUCCAUCCCGGUUCCUGGAAAGCUACUUAUCCUUUAGGUUUUCACUAACCCUAAUCAAAUACAUCUAAAUAUAAUAAUUGUUAAUUAGCUAAAUAAGGUUAGUUACAGUUGUGGCCACCCUUGCACUUUCUUCUAGUAACGCACAUUGUUAAAAAAAAUAAGUUGACAUUUAAAAGUAUUUGGUCUCCAUAAUUCUUUAUUUCACUUCAACUUGGUUGCAGUCAGUCUUUUAGCUGCAAUAACUGCUUCAUUUAGCUAUGGAAGAACUGUACUGGCAGUUUGGCCCAGUAUUGUGCAAUCUGCUUCAAUUCUCACACGUUAUGGGUGCCUCCCAACUACUGUUUUCAAAUCUCUCCAAAGGUUUGAGGUUGGUUGCACUUGCAUGGGCCUUAAACUUCUUUAAUGUUACGUAUCAUCAAAACGGAUACUCAGGAUACUCAUGAAUGAGAUCAUCCAUCCUUGACUCUUGUUUGACCUUUUCUCCAUGAUCAUUGUGGAACUCAGUGACACAAACAGGAUAAUUGCUUAUUUUCUCUAUUCAAAUUUAUUGAAUUAUGGAUUUUCAUAUUGCAGAUAACUCACCACAGAAGUUUGUUUUCAAAGAAAAGCAGAAUCUUGAAAUCUAAUUAUUUCUAACUACUUCUAGGAGUUGCCUGUAAUAUUUUCCAGUCCAUUUUAGCAAGUUAACUGAGAUUUUUUUUUUUACUGCAAACCAGAAAAAUACAUACCAAAACAUUUUAGAAUUUCAACAAUUUGCUCAUAGAAAAUGUGUAUUAUUUGAAUAAAGUAUGCAAAUACUCUUUGAGCAAAAAAAUAAUACCCACUUUGGUUUUGAGAAGACUACGGUGGGUUUUCUAACUUUUUGACCUGGCAUUGACAGGAUCAAAAUGAACAGUGAGAGAACAGGUGACAAGGAACCCCUAUAACUAAAUGCUGCCACCACAAUACUUGAAAAUAGAGAGGAUUAACAGCAUUGCAUUAAUUCUGGGAAUAUUCAAAUCCCAGUUUGUAUCCUUAAAUACCUUUACUAAUUACAUGAAACAAGUAAUGGCAUUGAUGCUAACCACACAUUCUUUUUUUUAAAUAAGCAAACUGUAAUAUCGGGGUGUCUUUUGACCUUUGAAAUUGUUUUACAAUUGCUUUGUCAUUGUUAUUAAGACAUUUGUAAUUUUUUGUAAAAUAAAAUAUUUUGAAAUCA